GCAAACAGUUCUUUGCAGCAGAAGCAGAAGUGCAGUUGCUGAGAGUACUAUGGACUACACAAACGCAACCACAACACAACAUAUUACCGGAGCAAAGGCGUACAUCCUGUCGAGUCCUUUCUAUAUUAGUUUGAUCGGUGCAUUGCUGGCGUUAGCGCUCUAUGAUAUUUGGUUUCGUAAUACCGAUGCUUAUAAGAAGCUGAAAGGUAUACCGGGACCGCCGGUGCUGCCGCUGAUUGGCAAUGCGCAUUUAGUGUUGGGCCUUACGCCCACAGAAAUGGUGCUGAAAGGAAUACGAUACUUGCAUUACUAUGGCGAGACCAUCAGCGGUUGUUUCUUCAAUUUCAUGGUAGUCUUUCUGACAAAUCCUGCCGACUUUGAAAUCAUACUCAACAGUUCCGUACAUUUGGAAAAAUCCAAUGAGUAUAGAUUCUUUCAACCUUGGUUCGGUGAUGGUCUUCUCAUCAGCAAGGGCGACCAUUGGCGCCUACAUCGCAAAAUGAUAGUGCCCACCUUUCAUCAGAGCAUUUUGAAGAGCUUUGUGCCGGCAUUUGUGCAGCACUCGAAAAAAAUCGCCAAUCGAUUAGAGGCAAAAUAUCUGGGACGUGAGUUCGAUGUGCACGAGCAUAUGAGUCAGACUACGGUGGAGAUACUGCUUAACACUGCGAUGGGCAUGAAACAGUUACCCGCUGGCAGGGAAUGUGCUCGCUAUGCAGAGGCAGUGUUGGAAAUGUGCGAUAUCAUACAGAAACGCCAGGUCAAAGCGCAUUAUCGUUUCGAUUUCGUUUAUCAAUGGACGCAACUGCGCAAGCGUUGCGAUAAAAUGAUGAGCAUUAUCUUCGCAUUAACGAGGCGUGUCAUCGCGGAGCGGCGUGAACUUUUCAAUAUGGAAACAGAUGGCGUGCUGGAUCAACAGGAUGGACUAAAUGCGCGGGCAAGUGGUAGGGAGAAGGACGGACUCCGUGACGAUUUGGAUGAAAUCGAUGAAGAGAAUGAUGUGGGUGCUAAACGUCGUUUGGCUUUCUUGGAUGCGAUGGUGGAGAUGACAAAGAAUCCGGAUAUUGUGUGGACAGAGAAGGAUGUGAUGGAUGAAGUGAAUACGAUUAUGUUUGAGGGUCACGACACCACCUCAGCCGGUUCCAGUUUCGUGCUCUCACUGCUCGGCAUACAUAAAGAUGUGCAAGCACGAGUUUACGAGGAGCAAAAACAAAUAUUCGCCGAUGACCUAACGCGCGAUUGCACCUUUGCCGAUACAAUGGAAAUGCAGUAUUUGGAACGGGUGAUUAAAGAAACGCUACGUCUCUACCCACCAGUACCGGCAAUAGGGCGUAAAGUUAAUGAAGAUGUACGACUAGCCUCCGGCCCAUACACUAUACCGAAGGGUGCGACAGUUGUGCUGGUCAACUAUGCUGUGCAUCGGCGACCCGAUUGCUAUGAGAAUCCGGAAAAAUUCGAUCCGGAUAACUUUUUGCCGGAAAAAGUGUCGAAACGCCAUUACUACAGUUAUGUACCGUUCAGUGCGGGUCCACGCAGUUGUGUGGGACGUAAAUAUGCCAUGUUAAUGCUGAAAGUUUUACUCUCGACGCUUGUGCGUCAAUUUGAAAUACACUCGAAUGUGGAUGAGACACAAUUUGUAUUGCAAGGUGAUAUCAUUUUGAAAUUGGCUAAUGGUUUCAAGGUUGUGCUGACCAGACGUGAGGUGUGAGGAGCGCAAAAAAAAAAAUGAUUUUAAUUUAUUGCCAACUUUAUAAAUAAUCAUGUCGAUCUUAGUUGUCCUUGAAUUGUAUAUAAAUAUGGUUUGCAUUUUUUAGUGGUCUAUA
Bactrocera tryoni is the source of this 1820-nucleotide messenger RNA. Its product is annotated as cytochrome P450 4g1-like. Bases 50 to 1705 code for a protein of 551 amino acids. Gene Ontology annotation, molecular function: oxidoreductase activity, acting on paired donors, with incorporation or reduction of molecular oxygen; heme binding; monooxygenase activity. Lineage: Eukaryota; Metazoa; Arthropoda; Insecta; Diptera; Tephritidae. The transcript has 4 exons. The record is from RefSeq and is a predicted model, not a curated record.